Messenger RNA from Tinamus guttatus (white-throated tinamou), 679 nucleotides. The record is from RefSeq and is a predicted model, not a curated record. Lineage: Eukaryota; Metazoa; Chordata; Aves; Tinamiformes; Tinamidae.
AUGAAGGCCACGGAGCUGCGGAAGCGGGAAGGAAGGAGACCUGCGGCGUUUUUGUUGUUGGCUUUGCAAGGCCUGGCAGCAGCCAGCAGUAAACCUGCUGAUCGCCUGCGUCAUGGGCGACCCAAGGAAAAAGCAGAGCACUUUAGCAGGCGGCUGUGGAGCUUAGAUGAAAUAUCUGCUGUCACUGGCCCCCUGCUUUUUUUUUUUUUUUUCCCCAUACAUCAGAACUCCCCCUCUCUUUUACAGCUGUCAGCUAUAGUCACCGCUGGCCUCCUCCUGCUGUACAUUUUGCUGUGCUAUGAGAACUUCCAUUUCCAUGUGGCCCAUCUCUACGCUCACCUGGGGUACCCCAACGCCCAGCACCUUGUGGGACAGAGAUACCUGAAAGGAGCUGGAGUGGAAAAAAAUGAGGACAUGGCCAUGCGCUGGUUCAGACAGGCUGCAGGACAGGGCCAUCCACACUCCUCCUUCAACCUGGCAGUAGGAGCUCUCAAAAACAUGACUGCGGCGCUUGAGGAAGGGGAAGUGGAGAAGCUCCUUGGUGUGGCUGCAGACCAAGGGCUCCGAGAAGCUCAGGAGCUUUUAGAAAACAUCCUCAAGAAGAGAAACCUUCCCUGAGCAGCCGCCGCAGAGCUGGCAGCACCGACGCUGUUUCUGCCUUGCCUUUUUCUGCGUUUGG